AUGCCGGCAAAAUUAAUUCGUUCGAUAAAUCAGUAUUUAUAUCCUCAAGAUGAGAUAUUCAUAUUGAUAAGACCUAUUAUUACACUAAUUAAUAAUACUGUAGGAGUAGCUGCUUUAGCUAUGCCAUUUUGUUUUCAUCAGUGUGGUAUUUUAUUAUCAUUUUUGUUUCUUGGAAUUACUGCUGCAUUUUCAAUAAUGUCAUGCGAUGCUUUAAUUGAUAUCUGUUCUACUCACCGAGUCCUUCCAUUUGAACAUGCUUGCUUUAAAGCAUUAGGACAUAUGGGAAAAAGUUUAGCUGAAUUAAGUGUUAUUUGUCUGUUGUUUGGUUACGUUGUAGGAUAUUAUGUUACUAUUGCAGACCUGAGCACUGGUGUUGUUUCACAAAUCGCUGUAACUAUGCCAACUCAUCAGCUUCGAUUUAUUCUACUAGUGACGUUUACAGUUACUUUAAUACCGCUUUGUUUAGUUUCAAAAGUUCAAAGUUUACUUCGAUUGAAUGUAUUUACAAGUCUGUUUUAUGGUGUAGUUACUUUUCAUAUGAUUUUUAUACUUGGUCUACCUCGAUUAAUUUCCAAUAUGCCUUGGGAAGAUAUGAAUUGGUGGAAACCAGCUGGUCUGAUUGAAUGUAUUCCUAUAUUUUUAGCUUCAAUGUUCUGUCAAACACAAUUACACAUCACAUCAUCUAAAUCUUUUCAACCAACAUUAUCAAAUAUGCGAUUGAUAGUUCGUGUUGCAUUGAUUACAGUGGCUAUAGUUUAUGGAUUUUUUGGUUUCUUUGGCUACGUAGCAUUUAUUAGUUCGGAAAGGACAAUAUUUUCCGGUAACGUCUUUCUAAUGUAUCCAGAUGAUUUACGUAGUUUCUGUAUACGUGUUGGAUUUCUACUAACCAACAUUGUCUCUAUACCGCUGAUUAUUUUCCCAUUACGUCAAACUGUAUACAAUUUAUUAUGUCAAAAAAGAUUAACUUCAUUUGGUGUGGAUUUGGAAAUCGAUUCAACUAUGAUUUCUGAAGAAGUUCCAAGAAGGUUUAUUCAAAAAAUCACUAUCUCAUUACUACUUGUCUCGUUUCUUCUCAGUUUAACUACGGAUAAAAUUGAAGUAAUCAUUCGAUAUACAACUAGUGUAGCUGGUUCAUUGACUGGUUUCAUUUUACCAGCAUUGGUACUUAUUGUUGCCACAAUAAGAAAUGGUAAUCAUCAUCAUCAUCAUCAUCAUCACAAUGGUAGUAGUAGUAGUAGUAGUCAUAAUAGUAUUUCACGUUUUUUACAAAUUUAUCGUAAUCAUUCAAUUAGUGCUUAUUGUCUACUAUUAGUUGGUUGCCUUCUAUUCUCAUUAGAAUUUUUCACAGUACAUCAUACAAAUAAUGGUAAUACGAAUUCAUUAACUAAUUUAAAUGGAAUUAAUAAGAAUAAUCUUCAAUUAUUAUCAAGGGAUCAUAUUGUUGAUACUACUACUAGAAAUAGUAGUAGUAGUACUACUACUACUACUAAAACUGUUACAUCUCUUCAAUCGAAUAUUGUUAAAGUGAAUUUGAAUGCUCCACAACCAAUUUUAAAUGUUACAAUGAAAAAUCCCCCUGAACCAAUUGAUCUAACAAAAAUUCAAUCACAAAUGAAUGUUAAUGAUAAGUUAACUAAUAUUUCGUCAUUGAUUCAGCAACAUCAUCAACAAACUAAACCAAUUACUAUUAUAAAUAAGACUAUUUUGAAAAAUUUUAAAAAAUCACGAUAA
Schistosoma guineensis is the source of this 1731-nucleotide messenger RNA. NCBI's taxonomy places the organism in Eukaryota, Metazoa, Platyhelminthes, Trematoda, Strigeidida, Schistosomatidae. The record is from the annotation of a GenBank genome assembly.